AUGACUCAGUACAUUCCUACUAAACACUGCAAGUUUGGAAUAAAGUUAUGGAUGCUUGUCGAGUCUGUCAGCGGGUAUAUCAUGCAUAUGUCAAUAUAUAGAGGUAAAAGGUACGACCCCACACCAGCCGGACAGACACAGGGAUCAUUCGUGGUAUUCACGUUGAUGGAAGCGGCAGACCUCCUUAACAAAGGGUACCACUUAUUUACAGACGGGUUUUUUUCGUCAAUAGACAUGGCAAAGCGACUGCUAAAGGCGGGUACUAGAUUUACCGGUACAUUUCGAGCCAAUGCCAGAGGUCAACCACAAGCCAUCAAAAAACCGAUUCUCAACGCAGGACAAGCUGUAUACCUGCGACAGGGCAGUAUUUUACUAUGCGCAUACAAAGAGAAGCCUACCAGGAAACCCGUCCGUUUGAUAUCAAAUUGUCAAACAGCAACAGUAACAAACGCGAGGCAAAAACCGGAAAUGGUAAAUCUAUAUAAUCGGUUCAUGGGAGGGGUUGACCUUAAUGACCAACUCACAUUGACAUAUGACGACCAUAGGAAAAGUGUAAAAGCUUGGAAAAAGGUUGUUUGGAACAUGAUACACAGAAUUUCGUUGAAUGCAUACAUAUGCUAUACACACAACACUGACCGACACCUAAUUGUUAGUCGCGUUGAGUUUAUCAAACUCAUUGUGGAAAGUCUAUGUCAAGAACAGCUUGACCAGCGUAUACCUGGUGGAAUUCGACGUCGCCAUAAUCCCAUGGGUGUGGUUCCCAUCAAUGGUCAGAGAGAAUGCGUGGUAUGUUCACGUCAUGAUGGGAAUGGAAGACGUCGUGCUAGAAGCGCAUGUCGAAUGUGCCACCGUGGAUUACACGCCCAAUGCAUGAAUGACCAUGUAUGCCGACGUGACGUUGAACAAUAA
Pecten maximus is the source of this 909-nucleotide messenger RNA. RefSeq names its product piggyBac transposable element-derived protein 4-like. Bases 1 to 909 code for a protein of 302 amino acids. Lineage: Eukaryota; Metazoa; Mollusca; Bivalvia; Pectinida; Pectinidae. The record is from RefSeq and is a predicted model, not a curated record. The transcript has a single exon.